AUGGAGAGAGUAAGGAAUUGCUCAGAGGUGGAUGGACUUGUUAUGUUAAACCAAGACAGUCCCAGUUAUCCUGAAGAGUAUAAAAUACAGGAGCGACCAGUGUCCAGUGAUCUUCAUCCUGGACACACCUGCUCUUUGGCUUCAGCCACUGAGACAUUAUCUAGUGUAUUAUCCUCAUCUCUCGUAUCUACAGUUGUUGUUUCCUCUUCUUCUCUGACCAUGUCUGAAAAUUUCCAAAAUCCAUCUUUACUUGGAACUUCACAUUCUCUGCAGUUCUCUGUUCCUGUGGUGAGCCAUGCAGCUUCUUCCUUAACAGGAAGAGUCUGCGAUUUCUCCAGAGUCUCUGCUCCCACUGCCAGUUCGACAUGGCUGCUGCCAUCAGCCUCUGGCACCUCUUUCCAGCCACUCAUGGGGACUGCCUACCUUUACCAACAUUCCAGCACGACUAUGUUGUCUGCAGUUACCAGCCAGCGCCAGAUCUCCACUUCAGUUGGAGACUUCACUAUGACUGUCACUAACCAGAACACAGCCAUGUGUAUGGCAACUCAGUAUGCUCAGACUUUGUAUGCCAGUUACAUGGUCCCUGUGUAUCCAUCACUUUCUGGGAGGCUUGUUCAGGGAACAACAUCCCAGAUGCUAAAUCAGGGACAUAGUCUGUCACAUCCUUACCAGCAAGGGAGCCAGAUAUAUUAUUACAAUCAAGGCACAAUGGGGACUCUGCGAUCUGGAGAACUUGUCCCCUGCUGGCAAUCCUAUGGCUCUGUGACAAAUAUAGGAAGUAGGGCCUCUGCCCCUCAACCAGAAAUGACGGUACUGCAGGAGAUUCAGCCCGCAGGUACCCAACCACCAGUCUCCACAUCUGGAAUUUACUACUACGUGUCUGCUCAAACCAUCACAGAAACACGUUUUCAAGGUGAGUGCAAACAGCAAGUAUGGAGAGGAAUAAGGUCAGCAUUCAAAAGAAAGUGCUCUUCAUUUCCAGACCUAAUGGAGGUGGGAAGGCAGGACACUGUGACGGCCAUCUAUGCCACAUGCACACAGAGCGCGCCAAGGGAUACCAUGCUUCUCACGGCCCUAGCUCAUCAGUCCCCCUGCACACUCCCACACUGGAUGCAGACUUCCUGGGGUUUGCAGCCUCCAAACCAGACAUUUUGUCUGCCACAACAUCCACACAGCCAGACACUUGAGAGUAACCCACCACCUGAGGUUGGGGGCAUUUCAGUGACAGCUUCAGUGCAGAGCUCUGGUAAUCCCUUGGCACUUCCUCCAGCUAAAAAUCAGGAAAAAACAAAGAAUAACAGUUUGGAGAAUAGUAAAAAAAAGCUUUUGAAGCCUCUGGAUGCCUCCCAGAUCCCAGUAGAAAACCAAGAUGAUGUACUGCUCCCUAUACACAUCCCUGAUACUCACCAUCUCCAGGCCUGCACUGAUCCCUUCAACCAAGAGAAGCAGCCUCGUUCUGAAAACAUUGAUCUGGGGAAGAACAGCCUGAGCCUUGAGGACCAAACCACACUUGGUAAUGAGAAUGAAUUGAGCAGCAGUUUUGCAAACAUUGCUGCCCCAGUGGGAGACAGGCACCUUCAUCAGCUCUUCAGUUCCUUGAAAAACGUUAUUCAGUCCAAAGGUCCCAAGGUGAACAAAACCCAAGAUACCAGCGCCACCGAAUUAAACCAGGUGCAGAAAAGGUCAUGUGCAACAAAGAGGUCCUUUGGUCAAGCAAGGAAGAACAGUCAUGAAGCCUCUGAGCCUCUCAGUGGUGUUCCAGAGGCACCAGAGGGAGACUUGAGUAUCUGCAAUGUUGCAGAUGCUGAUGAGGCUCCUGUGAACAAGUCCAAGCGUUCUAGAUGUAAAUCUCCAAUAACUGCAUCAAGGAGGACCAGAAAAACUAGGAGCUGUGCACAAGAGAAGACCACAAGAACCAGAAAAAGGAACUCCAAGAAAGCUGAAGAGGGAGAGCAGUCUGGAAACAAAGUCACAGCAGAAGAAAAGCCAACCAUUCGCAGGAUGAAGCGAAAGAAAAAUGAACCCGAGCUCAGCCAAGAGAAUCUUAAAAAACCUCUAAGCAGGCUAGGCAUGCACAUGCCGGAGUCUGUGCAGGUUUUUCAUGCACUGGGGAAGAAGUUUGAUAAGAAACCUGGAUUCUCUUCUUCCCCGAACUUGGGAAAUUCAAGGAACCCCAAAGACCCCCAGGCACCCCUGGCCACCAAACCAUGGCUGAAUACUCUAUGUGAGGGGAAAAGACUUCAGAAAACUCAUGUCAAUGCCCAGAAACCAGACGUCAGUGUCAAAAAAGAGUAUCCAUCUCCAUCUCAGAGUGAACUGCCACCUCCUGGGAAGCUCAAAUUCAUGCCUUUGCCUUUUCUGAUGGGGGAAAGGUCACUAGUUUGCCAAGUUCCUUGUAGGCAAUGGUCUCCAGCCUCAGACCAGCCAGCUUUGGCUUCCUCUACCCAGCCUGGCUCUACAAAUGCAGCUCAGUCUACUGCAGUCGAUUCAUCCCAGCAAGCUCCUGCAUCUUUAACAGAUCUUGCCUGCUCAUCUCUGGGUCCAGUCUCGACCAACUCAACCCAACCAGACCUGACCAAGUCUACCCAGCCUAGUGUCACCCAGUCCGCUGCUUCUAGACCUGUACUCUACAGAACAUCACUUUGCACUUCUCUCCAGCAGGAGCCCAUUCCCACUGCUGUGCCCCAGAACCAGCCUCCACCCAAGCCUAAAAGCCCGUACGUAAACCGAGAGGUCUACUUCUUCAUACCACGUCCAUGGAGGAUAUCUGAAAUUCUUGGGCCAGAAGUGUCAGAGCCCAUCACAGAAGAGCAGAGGCCAGAGCGGGAGGCUAUGAAGAGGCAGGCUCAACAAGAGCGUGAGAAUGCUGCCAAAUACACCUCCUUGGGGAAAAUACAGUUUUUCAUUGAAAGGGAAAAGGAAAUGGAAAUUGCUGACUCAUAUGGCUAUAUAAUAAUCUACUUUGAGGAGAGCAGUGAAAGCGUCACAGCCUCCCAGGAAGUGGCGCGAGGGCCACCCUCGGUGGCAGCGUUCAGGCAGCUAUCGAGGCCCGGGAGCUGCAAGCGGGACGGGCCCGCACUGGGCCGAGGAGGCUCACCUUUUGGGGGCGUGGCUUCCACCCUUCCUCUCCCCGGAGGGCUGUCUGGAAAAGACGCCUCUCUGGCCCCAACGGUAGUGGGCAGGAUGCCAUUGGCUCAUCUGGGCCCCAAGACGCCGUCCACCCAGCACCAAGAGCCCCAAAGCCGCCAGUCCGGCUCCCUCUAA
Manis javanica (Malayan pangolin) is the source of this 3264-nucleotide messenger RNA. The record is from RefSeq and is a predicted model, not a curated record. Lineage: Eukaryota; Metazoa; Chordata; Mammalia; Pholidota; Manidae.